AUACCAUGAUAUAUUAAUCUACCUCACCUUGACUUGUUCCAAUAAAGGGAGAGUUUGAACCACAAAUCUAAUUACAGCCAAGUAUCUCUCUAUAUAUUCAUUCCUAAACUUGAUUAAGAAAAUUGUUUAGAAAGAAAAUCUAGAAAAGAUGGGAUUGAUGGAUAAGCUCUGGGAUGAUGUUAUGGCCGGUCCACAACCUGAACGCGGACUUGGCAGAUUCAGGAAGAUAAAAACCAAGACAAAUGGGGAAGGAGAAGGUAGCAGUAGCUUGCAGAGGUCGUUGUCGACGCCAACAAGCCCAGAAGCACCAGCAACACCAACAACACCAACUACUCCCAUGUCACCGGGCCUGGGGCCGGUGCACAGGGAUAAUGUGUGGAGGAUGACUGAACCCCGCAGCAAUCCUGCCACCAGGGGCAUUGGUUCCCAAGUGUAUGACAAACCAGAGCCCAAUUCUCCCACCGUUUAUGACUGGCUCUACAGCGGAGAGACAAAGAGCAAGCAUCGCUAAAUUUACCUUUUUAAGACAUGGGAUUGCUGGUUACCCUUGCAUGUAAAUAAUCUAUAUUUCUUCGCUUUUAUUUUUAGCCACCUGUGAAAACUCUGUUUUCCGGUCUCCAGUUACUUUUUAUCGCCAUCUAUAAAAUUUACCAGAAAAAUAAAGCUCUAUACGUGUCGUUGUAUCUAGCGUUUAAGACUUUGAAUAAGAUAUAUUAAGAUUUAUUCUUUUGUUCA
Molecule: messenger RNA, 735 nt
Organism: Daucus carota subsp. sativus
Lineage: Eukaryota; Viridiplantae; Streptophyta; Magnoliopsida; Apiales; Apiaceae
Product: dormancy-associated protein 1
Exons: 3
Coding region: 149-511 (120 amino acids)
Source: RefSeq, a predicted model, not a curated record